GAGGCGGAGCAACACAAGCCGUGCAGGAGCAUGAAAACCCCGCAACUGUUUCCAAAUAAAACCAAUUAAUUCGUGAUUGUGCAUGUUUUAAUAAAGAUAUUAUAGCUCGGAAUUUAACUACGCUUUGCCAUGUCUGUCAACUAUGCCGCCGGAUUGUCUCCCUACGCGGAUAAAGGCAUCUGUGGACUUCCUGAGGUGUUUGAUGAGCCGGAUGAGUUGCGAGCUAAAGUGGAGACUUUGGCGCAGUUGAUCAGAGACUCGCAGUACAUGGUGGUGCACUCGGGAGCAGGAAUCAGCACCUCUACAGGCAUACCUGACUUCAGAGGCCCAAAAGGUGUCUGGACGAUGGAGGCAAGAGGAGAGAGUCCUCAGUUUGACACUACAUUUGAAGACGCUAAGCCGAGCGUGACUCACAUGGCGCUGCUGCAGCUGCAGAGGGCCGGAUACCUCAAAUACCUCAUCAGCCAAAACGUAGACGGCCUUCACCUGCGCUCGGGCUUCCCCAGGGACCGAUUGUCUGAGCUUCACGGGAACAUGUUCGUGGAGGAAUGUGAGAAGUGCGGCAAGCAGUAUGUGCGUGAAAAGGUAAUUGGGGUCAUGGGUCUGAAACCCACAGGGCGCUACUGCGAAGGAACUCGGUCCAGAGGACUCCGAGCCUGCAGAGGGAAGCUGAUCAGCACGAUUCUGGACUGGGAGGACUCCCUUCCUGACCGGGAUCUGAGCCGUGCAGAUGAGGCCAGCAGGCGAGCUGAUCUGGCUCUUACUUUGGGUACAUCUCUACAAAUUAAGCCCAGCGGUGACCUGCCUCUUCUGACCAAACGUACUGGAGGCAAAGUGGUGAUCGUGAACCUACAGCCAACUAAACACGACAAGCACGCCCACCUGCUUAUGCAUGGUUACGUGGAUGAAGUCAUGGGCCAGCUGAUGAAGCUCUUGGGCCUGGAGAUCCCAGAGUGGGCGGGGCCAACGCUGUGCGAGUUCUCAGGCGGCGACGCGGACAUCCUGCCUUACGGCGCGUGGAAAAAGGAAGUCAAGAUCGAGCUGAAGAUAGAAGAAAAGAAAGAGCCUGCGGCGAAGAGGAAAACGCCAAAGAAGGAUAUUGAUGGAGGAGUCAAGAAAGAGGAAGAUGAUGAGAGAACGAAGAAACCGUGUAAACAUGAGGUUGCGGGCGACGGGAUAUCGGGCGCGGUCAGUGACAAAUCCGAUACAGAACUCUGCUCUUCUUCUGCAGGUGAAGCUAAAAAGCCACGGAUUAACACUCCAUCCUCAUAGAACGUCUUUUUUUUUUUUUUUUUUUUUUUUUCCCCCUCAGUGGAAUUUCAGUGCAAAAACCAGCAAUACAAUCUCAGGCAGGUUCUUUCUUUCUACAUCACAUCACGAAUCUCCUAGGCAGCCAGGGCGUCUUUAGCCGGCUUUUUCACCGCACGAGUUUCAUCCCGGUUUUGAUGUCGCAGACAAACAUCACACACGAGUAUAGAAUUCUUUGGCGGGUUUUCAGGAUGCGUAAUAUGAUGUGACGUUCUCACUGAUGGGCGCUGCGCUGUCAGCUCACGACAAAGCUGUGGCAGUGUCCGAAACGUUUACUGAAAAAAAUAAAUAAUAAUCAUCGAUAAGAGGACAGCAGAGAAACGUGCUAACUGCUAACCGGACAGACAAAACAUCCUUAUUAUCUCAAGCUCGCGCUGAAGAAUGGUUUUGUUCUUAUGAGCCUGUUUUCUGCGUGAACCCAGAUCACGCUGAUUAACUGAUCUAAACCGAGUGUCGUAAUUUUGUUAGAGAAUCUGAUCUGGAGAUUAUCACACAGUGUGUUCGGUUUUAUUACUAGGAUCGCCUUGUACGAUGCGUCAAUAAUUAGCCGUAGUAAUCUUCAAAGAUCGGCUUUUACUCCUUUAGAAGACUAAAGCCUCGUCCUGAAGUGCACAUGAAGUAAAGUGUGACUGAUACACCAGUGUAAAGCAUCUGAAGUGCACCGGUACCUCCUCACUGAUGCUACAUACGACUGUGUAUAAUAUAAAGGAUAAAAUUGACCUGCUUUGAUAGUUAGUUCAGGAGUCUGGGUAAGCGGUGUUUAGAUAACUAAAGCCCCGAGCGCUCACAUCAUUAGGGCUUGUGCAAAAAGAACCUCGUAUCGGUGUCUACCAAGUCAAGUCGAGUCAAGUUUCGACACCGACGAGUGAAAAGGAAGCGACGUGCUCAGUGCUCGCAGAACUGAAUCGCCAUGUUUUACCAUAAUAAUUUCUCGGUGCGCUCAAUUUGAAUGACCACGCUCACUGACGAUGCUAGUUUGAGCGCUCGGGUCAGUCAGUCAUCCUCGCACUCGUAAACGCCGUCGCCUGAGCUUUGAGAACCGACAAAGAUGCGCAUGUUGAUUUUUAAUUUUGAUUUAGUUUUUAUGUUGCACGUUCUCAUCUUAUUAACCCGGUUGUAAUGUGGAUCACAAAACCAAGCUUGCUUAAAGGAACAGUCCACCGU
Molecule: messenger RNA, 2472 nt
Organism: Neoarius graeffei (lesser salmon catfish)
Lineage: Eukaryota; Metazoa; Chordata; Actinopteri; Siluriformes; Ariidae
Gene: sirt6
Product: sirtuin 6
Exons: 8
Coding region: 130-1272 (380 amino acids)
Molecular function (GO): NAD+ binding
Source: RefSeq, a predicted model, not a curated record